CGCAGCGGUAGGGGGAGGCCUGAGCGCCAGCGCGGCGCUUUCUGUGAGAUUCUGCAGUAUACUUUGCAGUUUUUGCCAGCUUCUGAGAGAUUGAAUCUAUCAGGACCUGUGGCCAAACAACUCCACAAAAAGAGCCAGCCUCAGAACAAAGAUGAAUAUCGGGAAAGCUUACAGUACAUCUAACAUCAGCAAUGGAACAGACCUAACUAUUGGCUUUACCUCUUCCGCGAUAGCUGUCUUUCUAUUUGGGACAAAUUUUGUGCCUGUUAAGAAAUUUGAUACUGGUGAUGGUAUGUUCUUCCAAUGGAUUCUCUGUGCCUCUAUAUGGAUAGUUUCUUUGGUGGUCAAUUUAAUGCAGAAUUGCCCCCGCUUUUGGCCCUUGGCUAUGGUUGGGGGCUUUGUGUGGGCCACAGGCAAUGUUACAGUUGUCCCUAUUGUUAAAACUAUUGGUUUAGCUCUUGGUCUCUUGAUAUGGGCUUCUUUUAAUUUGCUAACAGGUUGGGCAAGUUCAAGGUUUGGUUGGUUUGGAAUUGACCCAGAAGAAGUAUCAAGACCAAUAUUAAAUUAUAUUGGAGCUGGGCUUUCACUAUUAAGUGCUGUCAUAUUUCUUUUUAUAAAAACUGACGUCCAGAGCUCUCCAGCUUCAUUAGAAAGCACGCCUUUGCUGAGAGAAAAUUCUAUUAAUGUUUCUGAAGAUCCUUCCGAUGACUCAUGGGUGAACAGACUUUCUCCAGCAAAAAAGAGACUCGUAGGAUGUAGCCUGGCUGUAGUAGCUGGAGUACUCUACGGUUCCAGUUUUGUACCAGUACUUUACAUCAAGGAUCAUGGAAGAAGAAAUGCAACCAUAUAUGCAGGAGCAAGUCAAUUUGAUUUAGAUUAUGUUUUUGCACACUUCAGUGGAAUAUUUCUUACAAGUACGAUCUACUUUUUGAUCUACUGUGCAAUCAGGAAAAAUAAGCCUAAUGUUUAUCCCCAAGCCAUAUUGCCAGGGUUUGUUUCUGGUGUGCUUUGGGCCAUCGCCAAUUGCUGCUGGUUCAUAGCCAAUCACUAUCUCAGUGCUGUGGUCAGCUUUCCAAUAAUUACUGCAGGUCCUGGCCUUAUUGCUGCCAUGUGGGGAGUCCUUGUGUUUAAAGAAAUCAAGGGACUGAAAAACUACAUGUUACUCUCAGUAGCAUUUUGCAUCAUUUUGGCUGGUUCACUCUCCACAGCUUUUUCUAAGGUUUGAAAGGAUCUUCUGGGCCAGUAGAUGGUGCUGCUGUUUAGCAUAACCAGAGAGACAUCGGUCUCUCACAAGGCAUCACCGUUUUUAAAAGGAAUGUCCAGCAUUUACCCUAACUUGAAGAAAGAAAACCUUUGCUGAAUGCUCCAGUUUGACAUGAAAGAAAAUCUCAAAAUGUUUGUUUCUGCUUUUCUUGGAACAAUAAGAAUAUGAAAUGAUUUUAUUAAAUAAAACUAGAUGAUUUUAUUGUUACUAUUGUUACUAUUGUUGUGGAGUUUAUUCCAGUUCAAAUACUAGACUUGUCAUCAUAAAUUGCAGUUCACUGCUUUGAUGCUGGAUAAAUGGGUUGUAAUUCUCACUCUGUAAUACUCUAUAUAAUUGCAAACUGAUUUGUUUUAAUAUUCUGUCUUACUUGAAUAAAAAAUAUGCCAUGAAAUAUUCUUUAUGGAACUGA
Messenger RNA from Colius striatus (speckled mousebird), 1673 nucleotides. RefSeq names its product transmembrane protein 144 (gene TMEM144). The record is from RefSeq and is a predicted model, not a curated record. NCBI's taxonomy places the organism in Eukaryota, Metazoa, Chordata, Aves, Coliiformes, Coliidae. Bases 152 to 1225 code for a protein of 357 amino acids. Gene Ontology annotation, cellular component: membrane. Gene Ontology annotation, molecular function: carbohydrate transmembrane transporter activity. The transcript is spliced from 13 exons. Gene Ontology annotation, biological process: carbohydrate transmembrane transport.